AUUAGCGUCAUCAAGAGAGCGCCAGAAUGCCGUUCGGCCGGAAGUCCCCACUCGAAGCGCUGGCCAUGCCCGGUGCCAUCAUCGCUUACAAGUACAGCCAGUUCCGGCAGCGACGACGGGAGGCCGCAAACAGGCGCGUCACGGAACGGGAACUGUCGGCGCUGCACACGAAAAUCGAGAAGCUGUUAUGCAAGCUGGAAGAAAGUGAACUGGAACCGCCGACCUCGCAGGAGGACGAAUGCGUCAUCUGCAUCAAUGCGCGGGCCACGAUGCAGACAUCGCCCUGCGGUCACCGAGUCGUCUGUCGCCGAUGCUUCGUCAAGACGAUCCAGAGUGCAGUGGCGCAGCGCCUACUACCGCUGCGAUGUGUUAUUUGCCGAGCGCGCAUCAAUCGUCUCACGUCCGGAUCGACGUCCUGGCGGUUGCAGGGUUCCGCCAGUAGCUACUCGAUGGGCAGCAAAAGCUGGAGCGUACCGGGGUCGGCCAGUUCGUACAGUGUUGAUGCCCGGGUCACCCAGUCCGCUAGCCUGUACUCGAUGAGUUCGGGUUCGUCGUGCGUGUCGGGCAUCUCGAACAUGUCCAGCUGUUCUGGCACGUCCGCCACGUCCGGUAUGUCUUCCAAUGGGUCCUCGACGGUCAGCACCGGUUCGGAGACGGGUUCGCUGUUGGUGCAGCACAAUGGGAUGCAUCAGCACCACCCUCACCACCAUAAGCAUGUUGCGGGAGGAGCGACCGGUGGAUGCAGUGCCAGCUGCAGUACCAGCGGAUGUCUUGGUGCGAUCCCGCGUAAUCCUGCCUACCAGCACUACCACAAAAAGGGACAAUACUACAUGAAGAGCCGCCUUCCCGAGAUGCCAAAUCGGUUACCGCCGAUCAUCGAGUUCAAAAGCCCCACACGCCACAGGACACCGUCACCGGCCAAUCCGGGUGCGAGGUUCAAAUACUACACGCAACCAGGAAAACCAGCCGGCCAACCGGUGGAAUCGAUACCACUGAUGACGGUGGAAAAAAUUGGCCCCGCUAAACCGGCGCACCUCGGUCCGAACAAACUCGGGCUCAACUCGGCCAAGAUUGUCCCGGUGGCCUCCAAGUCGCCGAUUAACAAGACGAACAUGGCGACGGGCAAACCGGUCACGACCUCCCUCAUGACGGCCGCCGUCAAUGCGACGGCCACUCCGAAGGCCCGGGUGCUGUCCGCUUCCGCCUCGACCAGCGGCAUCGGAACAGGCGCUGCCGUCGCCGGUCCAUCGGGGCUCUGUGGGCGUUCCGUGGGUGGUGGUGGUAAAGGUCCUGGUGGUACCAGGGCACCGUCACCUGCCGGCACUAGCGGAACAACCGCCAAACAGGACGAAAAGUACGACAAUAAGAAGAACGAAACGAUCGAGAAGAAGAAAAAGGAAGAGAAAGCGAAGCAGAAGGCGGAAAAGGAGGCCAGGAAGGAAGAGAAACGGAUCGCCAAGGAGGAGGAAAAGCUGGCGAAAAUGCUGGCCAAAGAGGAGAAAAAACGGGGCAAAAAGGAAGCAAAGGAGGCUCUGCUCGCGCACGAAGGAGGCAGCAGCAGUGGCAUCAAGUAACUGUGGCAUCACUAGCGGCCACACCACCUGGCACGCCUGGAUCGCGAACAGCAUAGCAGCUUCCGGUUCCACGCUCCACAGUCAGAGGAAGCACAAGCACAGUAGAAGUUCGCAACUGUUGUGGCCAGGAAUCGCAAAACAGAGUCCCCUUUAAGGUUAGGGACACACAGAAAGUCGAACGGGGGUGUUAGUUAGCAGGAUUGAUUUCUUCCAGACCGCCGAACGGCGAUUUCAGCGAUGGAUCAUAUUGAUUCAUGAGCAUGAUGUUAUGUUCGUCCUUCAUUCGACCAGUUGCUGGGCCUGAAGCGAACCAACGAUGGCGGUGAAGAAGAGGAUGAAGAGGGUUACCCCAAAGAAACAUAUCGCAAUCAUCCCACUCGUGUACGGCCUUCUUGCAAGGUGCGCACCCGCCUCUUCUUCUUCUCCUAGCAAGUAGUGUUCGGUCUAGUCAGCCAUGCCUCGAGCUGACAGUUGACGUAACGAGCAGCAACGAACAACGACAGUAGCAGCACCCACUAGUGGCCACAAUCUGUGUAACGUUUAUGUUCCUAAAGGCCGCGCCGCGAAUUCCGGUGCAAUCCGGAACCGUUGUGCAUUCAGGUGCCAGCAGCAAGCGUCAUCACCAUCAUCACCAUCAUCAAGUAUCAUCGCAUUCCUCCCGUUUUUCUAGUGGCCAACAACAGAAUGCAACCGAAGCCGAAGGACGAAGGUUGAAUUUUAGCACAUUUUUUUCUAAAAAAAACCUCCAUUUUUGUACAAAAAAAACCGACGGAGUAGUAUCACAGCCACUGAUUUUAUCUUCCUAGAGUAGUGAGUCAUCACGAGCCUCCAACCCACCCCGGUGACUCUCUCGCGCGUAGAAUUCACAUCCGAAAAUUCCAUUGCGCGCCUUCCACUCGACACGAUGCAAGAUGUGAUGCCAC
Anopheles aquasalis is the source of this 2497-nucleotide messenger RNA. RefSeq lists its product as uncharacterized. Lineage: Eukaryota; Metazoa; Arthropoda; Insecta; Diptera; Culicidae. The record is from RefSeq and is a predicted model, not a curated record.